Ornithodoros turicata is the source of this 468-nucleotide messenger RNA. RefSeq lists its product as uncharacterized. The coding region runs from base 1 to 468 and encodes 155 amino acids. The record is from RefSeq and is a predicted model, not a curated record. Lineage: Eukaryota; Metazoa; Arthropoda; Arachnida; Ixodida; Argasidae. The transcript has 2 exons.
AUGAGGCAGCCAAUUUCGAUUGAAAAAAGGGUGGCCAUCGGCCUUUAUCGGCUGUGCUCCACAGCUGAGGACAGCACUAUUGCGUACCUGUUUGGAGUUGGUAGGUCUACUGUGAACGUAGUCUACAGACAGUUUGCGAAGGCUGUCAUCCAGGACCUCGAAGACGAGUGGCUGCGGAUGGUUAGUCCUGGCGAGAUGGGGGAACACAUCCGAGAGUUCUACGCAGUGAGCGGCUUCCCACAGGGGGUCGGCGCCUUGGACGGCUGUCACUUUGCUGUCUCGCCACCAAAGAACAACGCUGUCGACUACUAUAACUAUAAAGGGUGCCACGUCACAGCUCAGAUAUGUGCCAUCGUGGAGGACAGGAAGUCAGACGUGCCCUCACACAGUAUUUCUGGAAGCGGCGUCAGCAGACUUCGUGAAAGUGGGGCAGAACUUCCUGUGGCUGACUGCCGAUAUGUGUUUUAA